CUCUUUUUUUAUAACAGUGCCACACUGAUCUUCUUGAAUCAUCCUUAAUAUUUUACGAUAAAAUUGAAAAACUGAGUCACAAAAAGCAGAGAGAGAUCGAUUACCAUGGCAGCAUCCAAGCUGCAAGCUUUUUGGAACCACCCCGCUGGCCCCAAAACCAUUCACUUUUGGGCUCCAACUUUUAAAUGGGUCAUCUCCAUAGCAAACGUUGCAGAUUUCUCAAAGCCACCUGAAAAGAUUUCUUAUCCUCAGCAAAUAGCUGUUACAUGCACUGGACUUAUUUGGUCACGCUACAGCAUGGUGAUUAUUCCGAAAAACUGGAAUCUUUUCAGUGUUAAUGUUGCAAUGGCUGGGACUGGCUUGUAUCAGCUAACACGCAAAAUUAAGCAUGAUUACUUUUCUGAGACGGAAGCAGCUGUUGCAAAGGAAUGAUAACAAAAAUCUCAGAUACAUAUAUUAAAAUGGUUUUAUGUUGCCAGCAUUUGUAUAUUUUCAACUCAAUUUCAUGUCACAUUCUCAACAUGCCACUUUCUUUUGGGGGGUGUAUUUCUGGUAAUUCUCAGCUGUAAUUGUAGUUUUUUAGUGCUCCUGUUGGGCUAGCAUGGAGGAAUAGUCAAUGAUCUGAUGUUGAAAAUGCCUUGUUCUAUGUAUUGUUUCUUGCAGUUGAAUUGGGUAGACAGGUUCCUAAAUGUCUUGGUAAGCUUUGUAUAUAUUUGAGAUGAUGUUGUUGAAGGAUUUCUUUUAUACAUUUGGCAUUGUGGAUCAGCCAUUUUGGUAGUAUUCUGAUGUGCAACUUGAUUGGA
Molecule: messenger RNA, 803 nt
Organism: Quercus lobata
Lineage: Eukaryota; Viridiplantae; Streptophyta; Magnoliopsida; Fagales; Fagaceae
Product: mitochondrial pyruvate carrier 4-like
Exons: 5
Coding region: 106-432 (108 amino acids)
Biological process (GO): pyruvate import into mitochondria
Cellular component (GO): mitochondrial inner membrane
Source: RefSeq, a predicted model, not a curated record